Mercurialis annua (annual mercury) is the source of this 1180-nucleotide messenger RNA. RefSeq names its product photosystem I assembly factor PSA3, chloroplastic. The record is from RefSeq and is a predicted model, not a curated record. Gene Ontology annotation, biological process: photosystem I assembly. Lineage: Eukaryota; Viridiplantae; Streptophyta; Magnoliopsida; Malpighiales; Euphorbiaceae. The transcript has 3 exons. The coding region runs from base 38 to 883 and encodes 281 amino acids.
UAUCCAAAAACAGACAUUAACUAAUUAACUACCAGCCAUGGUAGUGGUAACAGCACUACCUCAAACCCUAACUUCCUGCAAUUCAAUUUCACCAAUUCUCAAACAUUUCCACCAAUUCUACACUAAUUACAAAGUACCCACUAAUCCAAAGCUGCAUAGCUCUAAUGGGUACCUGUCAAUUUCAGCUUACAUGGAGGAACCAAAUUCCAUUGCCAAUUUGGCAAACAAAAUAGUUGGUUCACUCCCUGUUGUUGGGCUGUUUGCUAGAAUUUUUAGUGAUGAGGGUGGUGUUGGUGGGGAUACUAUUGAUUUUGCUGAGUUUAGGAGAAGAGUUGGCAAACAGUGUACUAUUAAUGAGUCUAGUGCUUUUUAUGAGUUCCAAGAUAGGAGAGGCAAGGCAGGGGAUCCUCUGUAUGUUCUACUAUGCUGUUGGCUAGCAGCUACUGGUGCUGGUCUCCUCAAAUCUGAAGAAAUUUUGGAAGGGGUAGCAAGGCUUCGAUUAUCAGAUGAUAUUGAGUUCGAAGAACAGAAUUUUAUUCAAGCGAUGAACGAGGCAAAAAAGAAACGGGCAAAACUAAAUGUUGCGGCCCCUACUAUCCCGAUGGUGGCACGAGCCCAAAAGGCGCUUGAGGCAAUUCACAUCUGCUGCUUCGGAAAGGACCUUAUAGAAAAGGAAGAUGAGAGGUUGUUAUUUCAAAUGCUGUGUGCUGUUUUCCCAUCGGUCGAGCAGCCAGAAAUAAAAAGGAUGGUAGAAGACAAGGCAAAGAAAGUGGCUGAAGGUACUGAUGAAAUAAAUGUUCCUGAGCCGAGGAACUUGCCAAAAGACGCUGCAAAGAUGCAAAGGAAAGACCUAGAAUUCCUUCAACAAAAUAGAGAUACCUAAAAUGAAAAACAUAAUUGGUAAUACAGCUGCUGUAACUUCUGGGUGAGUGCCUACCGAUGAGUGCCUGGAGUUUUGUUACUUAUGUCGCCUUAAAUGCCAUAUCGUAUGCUGUACUACUCAGAAAGGGUGUGAAAAGAGGCGUCGUAAACCUCAUUACCAUUGUCAGGACAUGACAAAGGAUAAUUUUCUCAAAAAGAAGUUCGACAAUCGAUUCUUUUUCUUUUUGCUUCUUCUCCUGGAGCAUUCUUGUUACACUGCUGAUAUAACUAAUAGAAUCAUCUUUUCGUUUUCUUCUUA